Molecule: messenger RNA, 4641 nt
Organism: Pseudopipra pipra
Lineage: Eukaryota; Metazoa; Chordata; Aves; Passeriformes; Pipridae
Gene: DNAJC25
Product: DnaJ heat shock protein family (Hsp40) member C25
Exons: 4
Coding region: 28-1077 (349 amino acids)
Biological process (GO): protein folding
Cellular component (GO): endoplasmic reticulum membrane
Source: RefSeq, a predicted model, not a curated record
GCGCGGCCCGGGCCCGGCGGCGGCGAAAUGGCGGCGUUGCGGGGCCCGGGCGGGCCGUGGGUGCUGUGCCUGUGCCUGUGCGCGGCGCUGCUGCCGCGGCCGGCGCGGGGCCUCACCGACGGGCUCUACUGCGGCCGCCGCGUCUGCUACGAGGUGCUGGGCGUCAGCCGGCAGGCCAGCAAGGCGGAGAUCGCCCGCGCCUACCGGCAGCUGGCCCGGCAGUACCACCCCGACCGGUACCGCGGGGAGCCCGCGGGCGGCGGGGCCGGCGGCGCGCAGGAGGCACACGAGAAGUUCCUGCUCAUCGCCACCGCCUACGAGACCCUCAAGGAUGAAGAAACACGUAAAGAUUAUGACUACAUGCUGGAUCAUCCUGAAGAGUAUUACAGGCAUUAUUACCACUACUACAGCAGGAGAUUGGCACCUAAAGUGGAUGUCAGAAUAGUGAUCCUAGUUACCGUGUGUGCCAUCUCUGUGUUUCAGUUCUUCAGCUGGUGGAGUAGUUACAAUGAAGCUAUCAACUACUUAGCUACUGUACCAAAAUACCGUAUACAAGCCACUGAGAUUGCUAGACAACAAGGUUUACUCAACAAGACUAAAGAAAAAGGAAAGAACAGGCGAUCUAAAGAAGAAAUUCGUGAAGAAGAGGAAGAAAUUAUCAAAGACAUUAUUAAAAAUAAAAUAGAUAUAAAGGGUGGUUAUCAGAAGCCCAAGAUAUAUGAUAUCCUUCUAUUUCAGAUCCUUCUUGCUCCUUUUUAUUUGUGCAAAUAUGUGGUUUGGUACUGUUGGUGGAUUUAUUGUUUCACUAUUAAAGGGCAAGAGUAUGGUGUGGAAGAGAAGCUGUAUAUCAUACGAAGGUACAUGAAAAUGUCUCAGUCUCAGUUUGACAGCUUAGAAGAUCAUCAAAAGGAGACCUUUCUUGAACGGCAGCUGUGGAUACGAGAAAACUACGAGGUCUAUAAACGAGAACAAGAGGAGGAGUUAAAGAAGAAGAUGGCCAUGGAUCCCCGAUGGAAGCGAUAUCGGCGGUGGAUGAAAAAUGAAGGACCUGGAAGGCUGACUUUUAUUGAUGAUUAAAAGUUGACAAACAAAAUGUGUGCUAAUGUUGAAAGUGAUUUGCAAAACUUUUCAUUACGUUGUUCAGAGUUUUGUCUGCUGUGACUUAGCAGUGAUCUAAAACUCAGGAAUUUUAAAUCAGGCUGAAGCAUAAUACAGGUUUACCAUUUUUAUAAAUCAGACCUAUUAAACAGGCUCAGCUCAAUGUAUAUAUGCCAUUUACUUGGGGAUCUCAGUAUGGAAUUCAUUAUUCCAAACAAUGUAUUUUUGCUAGAUAUUUCACAUUCAUCAUCAGUGGAACCAUAACUCUAGUUUUUCUGAAAAUGUUCCUAGUUCAAACUUUGAAAGUCCUGUUUUUCCUCUUUAAAUUGAAGGGUUCCUGCAAAUGGACUCUGGAAAUUCAUAAAAAGGAUUUCAAAGCAAGAACCACUUUCUGUUUUCCUCUCUUUUCUCCUACUUUUCAAUCUAAUUUCUAAGAUGCCAAAUUGUUGGUUUUUUUGAUGUAAACAAUAUGGGGAUUAUACCAGACUACUGCUAUUCCUGGUCCAGUUGGAAAUGGAUUUUAUUUUUUGUGGGAAUAAAUGAUGCAUGAUUGAUCAUCAUUGUGAUGCAAACAAGCCUUAAGUCUUUGUUCUACAGAGUAAUUCAUGAAAUAGUAUGUUUAGAUAUUUUGUGUUCGUUUUUUCAUCUUGUACAUUGAAUUAUACCUGCUUGUUCAGAACAAGUAUACCAGUGAAUAUUAGUCUACUAAAUGUGACAUUUCUUUCACCAAAGUAUUGGUUAAAGGGAAAAAUGAGCCUUUUAUUAAAAAGGGCAAUUUUGAUGCCUUAAGUAAAUAAAAAUUUAUAUAUACACACUGAAUUUGUUUUAAAUUCUAAAUCUAAAGUAUUCAAUGUGUUUAUCUCUUCUGAUCAGACCUCGGAGUACUUAGAAUAAAUGAUGCAUAACAGCAGACUGGUUUCCUCUGUAACUCAGCCCAGGUCAGAGAGUUUCCAUGAUUUGCUGGUAAAAGGGAUUCUGUUACCUUAUUUCUCCUCACUAAUUUUACUGGGGAAGGGCAGAUGGGAGCAUAGUCUUUCGCUUGUCAUUUAUGACACCUGUAAAAGCAAGUUCCUCUGAAGGGAACUGCUGAAGAUGGUGUGUGAUUAGCUGCCUUCUGUGCAGAUUGGUUCUGGGAGCACAGCUUUUGAACGUGCUGCUCCUGACAAAGCCCAUAGUAGCUAAACAUUUUAAAAUGCAGAUUAAUUUUUGAAGCAAGAAGUUUCUGAUUCUGCAAAUGGGACCUGUCCUCAUUCUUUGCAGAAGAGUCUUCUUUAUGCUUCUUUUGCUAGUUUACCUUUCACACACUUCUGGAAUGUUUGUCUCAGUUUUCUGUUUAAAAUAACACAUGUUCAAAAGCAUGAUAGAAGCAUUAUGCUAAGUCUCUGUAUGCAGUAGUAAAACUGAAGAGGAAUUGCUAGAUUUUCCCUUCUCUGUGGACUGUGUAGCAAUAAACUUAAUUCACUUUGUAUUCAAUUGUCAAUUUAAAUCUAAAAGUUGUAAAAGAAACUAUAUAGAAUAAGCUGUGCUUGCUUUCAUGGAAUAAUCUUGGGGGCACUGCAAAGAUGCUUAUGAAGUGAGAGACUGCAGCUUGGGUUUAUUGCUGCUUCAUCCCCCCAAAACACAGUCUCCUGUAAGAGUGGAAGGGGGAAGAUUAGGUUGCUGUGGUAGAAGCAAAGAAUGAAGCACAAAUAAAAUGGUAAAAGAAUGAGGCAGGUGUAUGCAAGAGGAUCUAAUCCUGUGGCCUCAGUUUCACAGGGUAACAGCUCUGCAGCUGCUCCUGACCUUGUGCCUCAUUUUGCUCUGCCCUUUCCCAAGUAUCUGGGUUUUGCAAAUAUGCAGUAAAAACACAGAUCUAUUUUCCCUUUUUGCCUUCCUUGUAACCAUGAUUAAUUUCUUGACCUGCCACUACAGUGGGAAAUCAGUGCAGUGGAGGUACAGUCUUUUCAGAGGACAGACUGUAUCUUUUGGCAGCAAUGGUGUUUCAUCUCUGUAACACUGUGGCCUGACACCAAGUGAGUGAAGAAGUCAUCCGGUAUCCUACAACCUUCUAGAAAGGAGCUAGCUAAGCUGGGAGUUCCCUCUUUGCUCAACAUAUGAGCCCUUUAAAAAUAACCAGAUGCAGACAUCAAUUAAUGGAAUGCACAAAAAUUUGCUGGGCAGCAACACUGCAGUCACAACUUUGUGAUGAAGGGUAGAAAAAACUCAUGUGUCUUUAGAAAGCUGUCAGCACUGCAGCGACACCUCGUUAGCUGAGGCUACUGAGCAUUUCUAGCCUAACAUGUCAUUGGAGUUCUAAAUGGUGUCUUUUUUCGGGGCAUAAAUUUUCAGAGAGUGAUGAGAGUUACAAUACUAUGCCCAGUAUAGCCAGUGUAGAUUCAACUGACUUUAGAGAGAGGCAUGUGCAUGAAUAAGUAUUGCUGGUACAAGGUAAUGGUAAGAUUAUAAUGGGGAAAAGUGUGACAAGAUAAUAGGACCUUGGAGAAGAUUCAGCAUGAGUCCUUUCCAUGACCAUACUGAGGCUUUGAGGCACAAGAAUGUGUGUGGCUGGUUGUCCCUAUGGAAUCAGAAUCAUUAAGAUUGGAAAAGCCUGAUAGGAUCAUCAGGUCCAACCAUCAAAGCAGCACCAGCACCAUGUUCAGCACUAAACCAUGUCGUCAAGUGCCGUAUUCACAGGUUUUUUGGAUGCUCCCAGGGAUGGUGCCUCCACCACUUCCCUGGGCAGACUAUUCCAAUGCUUUACAACCCUUUUCAUGAAGAAAUUUUUCCUAAUAUCUAAACUAUACCUCCCCUGGUACAGCCUGAGAUAAUUUCUUCUUUUGUUACAUGGGAAAAGAGACCAAUUCCCCACCUCAAUACCUUCCAGGCAGUUGUAGAGAGGGAUAAGAUCUCCACUGAGCCCCUUUUCUCCAAGGUAAACAACUCCAGCUGCCUCAGCCACUCCUCACAGGACUUGUGCUCCGGACCCUUCACCAGAUUUGUUGCCCUUCUCUGGACACGCUCCAGUGAUAUGUUCAAACAGACUUCUUUGAAUCUUUAAGCAGAAUUCUCCGUUCCUUCCUUUGAUCUCUGUUGCAGAUGGAAGCUGAUGGUAUCUUUCUCACCUUUAACCCUUCUUUUGAAUACAAAUAGAUGUUAUCAGGUGUGUUUAACAGGUGUUGCUUAAUGCUUAUGGAAAGCUUUUGUGUUUUAUGUCCUGCUUGGCAAUUGUUUAAGCCGGAGCUGCAGAUCACAUCCUAAUUGGCACUCAACAUAGGGCUCUGCCUGUCCUGAUCUGAACUUCACUGGAAACUGAGUAGGGGGCACCUCCCCAAAAGACCAUCAGAGAUCACGAGAGACAGGCCCAUACAGGCUGUAACAAGUAUUGCAUAAGAUUGCCAGGCUCAAAGACUAUGCAUUAGGCAGAUGUUUACUAUGUAUUAGAUAGGUCGGUUUUUGUAAACUUUAGUGUGUACAUUUCCUUGCUUUUUACCCUUUUGUGUGCUUGAUUUGUGGAAAAACUUCCACUUUGCACCCCGUGCAAAAUAAACAAUGUCUCCUUUCUAA